AACGCAGUUGACCACAGCAAUCAGUUGCAGUUCAAGCAUCCUCCUCUUAACAACACUUCAAGCACAUUCACAACCAACACCAACUCUCAACAACAUGUUCAAAUACGUGCUCUGUGUCGCUCUCAUUGCCUGCGCCUGCGCCGACAACAUCAACAAGGACGCCCAGAUUCGCAGCUUCCAGAAUGACGCAUCCGAUGCCGAGGGCAACUAUCAGUAUGCCUACGAGACAAGCAAUGGCAUUCAAGUCCAGGAGGCCGGCAAUCCUUCGGGUGUUCGCGGUGCCGUCGCCUAUGUCUCCCCCGAAGGUGAACAGAUCUCCCUGAGCUACACUGCCGAUGAGGAGGGCUACCAUCCAGUUGGCGAUCAUCUGCCCACUCCUCCCCCGGUGCCCGCUUAUGUGCUGCGUGCCCUCGAAUACAUUCGCACCCAUCCUGCAGCGCAGAAGGACGAAUAAACCAAGUAUUCCAAUCCCAGUCCAAUCCAGCACCCAGCACCUUCCACAUCCAUCUCGAUAUUAAGUGGCAGUCAUUGUUAUAUUGUAGAGACAUACAUUCGCACCUUUUAAUUAGUUAGUAGUUAUCGUGUUAAUAAAGCUCGUUGAUCCAUCCGCCAGCAAGCACUAAACGCAAAAAAACAACAA
This is a messenger RNA of Drosophila nasuta, 640 nucleotides long. RefSeq names its product Ecdysone-dependent gene 78E (gene Edg78E). Bases 95 to 454 code for a protein of 119 amino acids. Gene Ontology annotation, molecular function: structural constituent of chitin-based larval cuticle. The transcript is spliced from 2 exons. Gene Ontology annotation, cellular component: chitin-based extracellular matrix. Lineage: Eukaryota; Metazoa; Arthropoda; Insecta; Diptera; Drosophilidae. The record is from RefSeq and is a predicted model, not a curated record.